GAGCAUAUAUCUUUAUCAACAUCAUGUACUACUAGGAAAAAAAGACCAAAUGAAAUAGAUGGUAAGCAUUAUUAUUUUAAAACUAAAGAAGAGUUUAAAGACCAGAUUGAAAAUGAGGAAUUAUUAGAGUAUGCAGAAAUUUUUGGUGAAUUAUAUGGAACUCCUAAAAAAGAGGUUUUGAAAAAAUUAGACACUGGUGAAGAUGUCUUAUUUGAUAUAGAUUGGCAGGGUCAUAGGCAGUUAUCAGCUAUAGCAAGAGCAGAUGUUACAAGUGUAUUUUUAUUGCCACCCUCUAAAAGGGAGUUAUUAGAAAGGUUAAAAUUAAGAAAUCAAGAUAAUGUUCGAGUCAUUGAGCAAAGAAUGGCUAGAUCUGAUGAAGAGAUUAGUCAUUGGCAUGAAUAUGAUUAUAUAAUUAUCAAUAGAGAUAUUGAACAAAGCUUGGAAAAAUUGUUAUCAAUCUUAAAAUCUGAAAGGCUUAGAAAAGAAAGGAGAACAGGUCUUAAUGACUUUGUUGGCUCUUUGAUACAUGAAGAAUUUGUUAAGACAAAGAUAAUUUGA
Messenger RNA from Trichoplax adhaerens, 558 nucleotides. RefSeq lists its product as uncharacterized. The transcript has a single exon. The annotation marks the transcript as partial. The record is from RefSeq and is a predicted model, not a curated record. Gene Ontology annotation, molecular function: GMP kinase activity. Lineage: Eukaryota; Metazoa; Placozoa; Uniplacotomia; Trichoplacea; Trichoplacidae. Gene Ontology annotation, biological process: purine nucleotide metabolic process. Gene Ontology annotation, cellular component: cytosol.